Messenger RNA from Colletotrichum karsti, 1431 nucleotides. Its product is annotated as glutamate carboxypeptidase. The transcript is spliced from 2 exons. The record is from RefSeq and is a predicted model, not a curated record. Gene Ontology annotation, molecular function: metallodipeptidase activity. The coding region runs from base 1 to 1431 and encodes 476 amino acids. Lineage: Eukaryota; Fungi; Ascomycota; Sordariomycetes; Glomerellales; Glomerellaceae. Gene Ontology annotation, biological process: proteolysis.
AUGGCUCCUAACCUCGACGGCUACUUCAAGCAGGUCGAUGCCGACUCCGACCACUUCAUCGAACGCCUCAGGAAGGCCGUUGCGAUUCCCUCGAUCUCUGCCGAUGUCGCCCGCCGUCCCGAUGUUGUGAAGAUGGGCCAGUGGCUCGCCGGCGAGCUGAAGGCUCUCGGUGCCUCGGUCGAGCUUCGUGAACUUGGCGAGCAGCCUGACAAGCCCGGUCUGCAGCUGCCCCCCGUGGUCCUCGGCAGAUAUGGAAACGACAAGAACAAGCGCACGAUUCUGGUCUACGGCCACUACGACGUCCAGCCUGCUGAGAAGAGCGACGGCUGGUCUACCGAGCCUUUCGAGCUCUCAGUCGAUGAGAAGGGCCGCAUGUUCGGUCGUGGUUCUACCGACGACAAGGGUCCCGUCCUUGGCUGGCUGAACGCCAUCGAGGCUCACCAGAAGGCUGGUAUUGACUUCCCCGUCAACCUGCUCAUGUGCUUCGAGGGUAUGGAGGAGUACGGCUCUGAGGGUCUGGACGACCUCAUUGAGGCCGAGGCCAAGAAAUACUUCGCUGAUGCCGAUGCCGUCUGCAUUUCCGACAACUACUGGCUUGGAACCGAGAAGCCUUGCUUGACUUACGGUCUUCGUGGCUGCAACUACUACUCCGUUGAGAUUUCCGGCCCCGGUGCCGACCUCCACAGCGGUGUCUUCGGCGGUACUGCCCAGGAGCCCAUGACGGACUUGGUCCGUGUUCUCGGUUCUCUCGUUGAUACCGAUGGCAAGAUCCAGAUUCCUGGCAUUAAUGAGCAGGUCGCCCCUGUUACCGCUGAGGAGGAGACCCUCUACGACGGCAUUGCCUUCACCAUGGAGACUCUCCAGGAGUCUCUCGGCAGCAAGACGACUAUCUUUGAGGACAAGAAGCCGACCCUCAUGGCCAGAUGGCGCUACCCCUCCCUCUCCGUCCACGGUAUCGAGGGUGCCUUCUCUGCCCCUGGCGCAAAGACUGUAAUCCCCGCCAAGGUUACCGGCAAGUUCUCCAUCCGCACUGUCCCCAACAUGGAGAUCGAGGCCACCAACGAGGCUGUCUACAAGUACGUCAAGGAGCAGUUCGCCAAGCUUAACAGCAAGAACACGCUCAAGGUCUGGGCUCAGCACACCGGCAAGUGGUGGGUUGCGUCGCCCAAGCACUGGAACUUCAGCGCUGCUGCCAAGGCCACCGAGCGCGUUUGGGGUGUUCAGCCCGACUUCACUCGCGAGGGUGGAAGCAUUCCUGUCACCCUGACUUUCGAGCAGGCUACUGGCAAGAACGUCUUGCUUCUGCCUAUGGGUAGCUCCACCGACGGCGCUCACUCCAUCAACGAGAAGCUGGACAAGCGCAACUACAUUGAGGGUAUCAAGCUGUUGGGCGCUUACCUGCACUACGUUGCCGAGGAGCCCACUGAAUAA